Symbiodinium sp. CCMP2456 is the source of this 900-nucleotide messenger RNA. Lineage: Eukaryota; Dinophyceae; Suessiales; Symbiodiniaceae. The record is from the annotation of a GenBank genome assembly.
AUGCAGCCACUGAAAUGGGCAGCUGUGCAAGCAACGAGCAGCAUUUUGAAGCAAGUAACGACAGUCCUGGCCACGGAGAUCACAGACACAAGCACACAGACAAACACAAGCACAAAGAAGCUUGUGAUCUUGGAGGGCCACAAUGGUCAGGCGUUCGCAGUGAAAGCCGCGCUUGCAGAAGUGGAGACGCCUCUAGUUUGCAUUCAUCAGCACGAUCUGGAAUUCACUUUCGAUUUUGAUCUUGAGCGGGUGCUGGAUGUCCUCGCAGACCCGGCAGUGAGCGUGAAGUACGUCGGCCUGCCUUUGCUGGUGAACCUGCAUUAUGAGGGCAUUGCCUACCAGCACCACGGUGUUCGGGUCAAGCCGGAGACACACAGAGGGUUGAGCCUGAUGCCGAUUAUUUUCUGGUACGAUAGCACCCACAUCACAUCCGUGGAGCACUACACCGCCCUGGUCUUCGGCCCAGAGGAGGCCUACAAUCCCGGAAACUUCGUCGAAGAGACCUUUGGCGUCCGCCAGAGGAAUGAUAUAAUGGCGAAGGGCAUGGAGGCCCAUGCGAAGUACGGAACGUACCACUGUAUUUCCACGGCGUCAGAUGGUACACGAAGGCCUCUCAUCUGCCACCUCAACGGAGUGCGCUUUCUGACGCCGGAGCAGCGUGCGGCAAUGGGCUAUCCAGCAGAUCCACCGGUCGAGUUCUAUCCUUCACGCACGAUGAUGAGCCGAAAGCAGCGGAAGGUCCGACACAUUCUGGAUGCCGUGCUGGAGUUGGCUGAUGUGGACAUCGACGUUUCCAGCACCGUGCGCAACAUCCUGUCGAAGCUCUUGAACGAAACGCGUCUUCGUAUCAGCGAGCCUGCCUCGUAUCACUUGCCGACGAGCCUGCUGUCGCAAAAACCG